Molecule: messenger RNA, 3458 nt
Organism: Phanerochaete carnosa HHB-10118-sp
Lineage: Eukaryota; Fungi; Basidiomycota; Agaricomycetes; Polyporales; Phanerochaetaceae
Exons: 12
Coding region: 427-3375 (982 amino acids)
Cellular component (GO): cytoplasm
Molecular function (GO): saccharopine dehydrogenase activity
Source: RefSeq, a predicted model, not a curated record
GCGACGCGACGGCCUUGACGCGUCUCUUCAGCUUCAGCCACCGGUACCACCACAGCCGUCCGGACAUGGCCGUUGCUCGUCGUUCACUGCCACAUCCCUCAUCGUCAUUCUUCUGCCCGCAGCCGCCGGCACUGACGUCGAGUGGCUCGCUUCCAUCGACGCUUGGCGCACCCUGGAAGUCUAAGUCCGGACGGAUCAAGCUCUCUUGCACCUGGUGACCGCCAGCCCGGUCGGCCUAUGACGCUAUCCGCGGUAUAUAUACCGCCGCUAGUACUACGCCCUCGAGACGCUUUAGACGCGACUCUUGAACGCACCAUCGCCGACGGCGGCGGGGCAGUCUACAUAUAUCUCGAUACUCAGACGCUAUCACUGAAACCAUUGCCACGUACCGUCCACCAUCCGCCCUUCUCGCUGGUUUGACGCGCUAUGACCAUUCUACGACGGGCACCACUCUUGCUCAGUGCUCGGGGAGCGCACUCGCCAGCUCACUCUCGGUCGGUCUCUAAUGGGCUCACUAUCGGCAUUCGCAGGGAGGACCCGUCUCGAAUAUGGGAACGUCGCUGCCCGCUCACACCUGAAGCAGUCAACGAGCUGGUGACGAAGGAAGGUGUGAAUGUCGUUGUGCAGCCCUGUGAUAGGCGAGUGUUCACCAUGCGCGAGAUGAGAGAGGCUGGAGCAGUCCCUCACGAUACCCUCUCGCCUGCACACAUCAUUGUCGGAAUCAAGGAGACGCCUCUGAGUGAAGUCCUUACAGACCCGCUUCCUCUGUCUGGACAAGUAGUACCCCGGACACAUCUGAUGUUCUCGCAUACACACAAAGGGCAAGAAUAUAACAUGGAACUUCUGUCCAAGUUCUUGAAUCCUCCAACUCUAUCGGCUCAUCAGAUAGACCGACUACGACCCACGUUGAUAGACUACGAACUGCUGACUGACGACAGCGGAAAGCGAACAGUAGGAUUCGGGUGGUACGCUGGAGUUGCCGGAGCGCUGGAGUCCCUCGCAGCUCUGGCGCACGCGUUGCUGGAGCAGGGUGUUGCUUCGCCUUUCCUUUCCACACCACGUCCGCACACACAUCCUUGUCUGCCUUCACUCACCAACUCUCUGCAUAAACUUGUCGGCGACCGUAUAGCGUCCGAGGGUACCCCUCCGGUUCUCGGACCGGUUGUCAUCUGUGUCACAGGGACAGGUAAAGUUGCUCAGGGCGCAUUAGACCUCUUGGCCGAACUGCCCAUUCAACGAGUGAGCGUCGACGAUUUGCCGCGGCUUAUCUAUGUUGUCCAUGCGUUGCCAAAGGACUACUUCGUACGCGCAGACGGCAGUCCUUACGAGCGUUCACAUUAUUAUGCGAACCCAGACCAGUACACGUCCAUUUUCCACGAGAAGAUCGCCCCGUACCUUACCCUCCUCGUCCACGGCGCAGGCUGGGCACGCGGCUAUCCGCGCACGAUGACCAACGAACAGCUGCGCCUCGCUCUCGAGGCCGCGCAAGGCGUCGGGCCGGGCCGGUUCACGUGCGUCGGCGACAUCAGCUGCGACAUCGAGGGCGGGCUCGAGUUCCUGCCGCAGCACUCGACGCUGAGCGCGCCGUUCUUCAGCACGCGCCCGGCGGCGCUCCCAGCGCACCUGCGCGACGUGACGGUCAUGGCGGUCGACAUCCUGCCCACGGCACUGCCGCGCGAUGCGUCACAGCAUUUCACGCGUGUGCUUUUACCGUAUCUGCGUACGGUCAUCGGAGGCUACCGCGGCGCGCCGGUCGUCGGCGGCGACGAGCGCGGACGGGCGGAGGCGCUGGAGCGCGCGACGACGGCGAAGGGCGGGGUCCUGGCGGAGCGCCAUCGCUGGCUGGAGGACGGCCCGCUUGGGGCCUGGAGGUCACAGUCUGGGGUCGUCAAAUCUGAGGCCGGCGGUGCGCCAGUGCGGAAGAAAGUUCUGAUGCUUGGGAGCGGCAUGGUUGCCGGACCUGCUGUGGACGAGAUUGCGAGGCACGGCGACGUGGAGCUUUUUGUUGCGAGCAACGUUCUGAACGAGGCGAAACGGCUGACGGCGCACCACGCCAAUGCGUCGGCUGUUCUAGUCGACAUGGGCGACCAACAGCGGGUCGGGCAGCUGGUCGAGGAAGCGGACCUCGUGGUCAGUUUACUACCGGUUCCUUUCCACCCAAUCGUUGCCGAAAUAUGCCUCAAGCACAAGAAGCAUCUUGUUACCGCAUCGUACAUUUCACCCGCGAUGCGCGCUUUGCAUGAACGGGCCGUCGAUGCCAACGUGAUCUUCCUGAAUGAGAUUGGUCUCGACCCGGGCAUCGACCACUGCUCCGCCAUCUCCCUGCUCUCGAAGCUUCAGGCAGAGAACAAGCGUGUGGUGUCGUUCACGUCGUUCUGCGGCGGGUUGCCGGCGCCCGAGCAUGCCGAAGGUAUUCCGCUCAAGUACAAGUUCAGCUGGAGUCCGCGAGGCGUGCUCGGCGCUGCGCUUAAUGGUGCGCGCUUCAAGCUGUGUGGCGAGCUCCGAGAGAUCGAGGGAAAGAACAUCUUGAAGGAGGGCUUCCCCGACAUGCCGGUGUCAGAUGUCCUGAAGCUGGAAGGGAUAGCCAAUCGGGAUAGCUUGCAUUACGCGGAUGUAUACUCUCUAGGGAAGGUCGAGGACCUGAGGACGCUGGUUCGCGGGACCAUACGGUACCCUGGCUUUUCCUCUCUGAUGCAUUCAUUCAAGACCAUCGGCCUUCUGGACGUCGACCGACAGGUCCGGCUCGAGCACUGGUUUGACCUCCCGCGCGAGGUUCUCAGUGCACGGCUGGGUGCACCGAUCCCGAACGACGCCGCCUCAUUCACCUCAGCGCUGCUCAACCUCAUGGGCGACUUGGAGUCAACAGAGGUCUUGGACGCACUGUCCUGGCUGGGACUCCUUCCCGAGAGCACGCACACGCUCGCGACUCCGGUGCCGACAGCGCCAAUGGCACCAAUCGACCUCUUCGCGACCGUGCUCGCGCAACAGUUGCGGUACCACCCUGGCGAACGGGACCUGGUCGUGCUACAUCACGAGCUCGUCGUGCGCCCGGCGACACUCGUGGGGUUGCAUACCAGUGCAGAGGAAGUGCACACUUCGUCGCUUGUCGCGUACGGCGACGCCGGCGCGUCGGCGAUGGCGCGCACGGUGGGCAUGCCUCUCGCGUUCGCCGUGCGCGCAGUGCUUGAUGGCAAUAUCCAGACCCGUGGUGUGUGCGGGCCUGGUGCGGAGAAGGCGAUAUGGACGGGUGUGCUCGCCGGACUUGAGCAAGCAGGCCUAGGUAUGCGCGAGAGUGUGUCGCACAGGGUGUCUGGAGGUGGGCAGGUUGAGAGCAUGCUGGUGCGGCCACGUAGCACGUUGAUGCAGACAUAUUGAAUUGUAACAGCAUAUAUGUAUAUAGAAUGGACGCCCAAACACUGAAGGCUCUUGGCGAGCAAAGAGGAUAUUCCUCUCCCAAC